GGGCGGGGCUGUGGCACAUUUGCUGCCAAAGAUCUCAUAGCUGCUGCGGAGUCGCCUCGGGAUGUCCUGGCUGGAGUGGCGGGCGGUGGUCGUGGUGAUACUGACGGCAGCGACACGGGCGGCAGGUGAAUGUGGCAAACUCCCACACUUGGAAAAUGGGUCACCGAGGGAUGACUUUCUCAACCAGGUGGCCUUCCCUGUGGGGACAAAGGUGACUUACACGUGUAUCCCAGGCUUCAUGCUGAAGCAGGGCACCUCCCCAACGAUCACCUGUGAGGCAAGCUCGAGCUGGUCACCGCUGGAGACUACCUGUGAACGAAAAUCCUGUGGAAGUCCUGGAGAAAUCCUGAAUGGACGUUACAAUGCAACGGGGAACGAAUUUGGAGACAAGGCUACCUUUUCCUGUGACACGGGGUACAACUUGGUGGGUCGGGAAACCAGGCUGUGUGAGGACAGUGGGUGGAGCGGCCAGGUGCCUACCUGUGAAGUUGUGAAAUGCUCCGAUGCUCCGGCCAUCAGUAACGGCUCUGUUUCCGGUCGUGGUGACAGUGAGUUCUGGGAGCACGGCAUGACAGCGACGUAUUCCUGUAAACUUGGCUACACGCUGAUCGGGCAGGCGGAGGUGACCUGCAAGGCGGACGGACAGUGGAGUUCAUCGCCACCAUCGUGCAGAGUGCCUGGAUGUGGAAAGCCCCCACUUUUGGAAAACGGGUCACCGAGGGAUGAAGAUAUUUCCCAGGACUCCUUCCCUGUGGGGUCGACUGUGACUUACAGGUGUAUCCCAGGCUUCAAGCUGAAGGACGGCACCUCCCCAAAGAUCACCUGUAACUCAAAUUUGACCUGGUCUCCACUGCAGACUACCUGUGAACGAAAAUCCUGUGGAAGUCCUGGAGAAAUCCUGAAUGGACGUUACAAUGCAACGGGGAACGAAUUUGGAGACAAGGUUACCUUUUCCUGUGACACGGGGUACAACUUGGUGGGUCGGGACACCAGGCUGUGUGAGGACAGUGGGUGGAGCGGCCAGGUGCCUACCUGUGAAGUUGUGAAAUGCUCCGAUGCUCCGGCCAUCAGUAACGGCUCUGUUUCCGGUCGUGGUGACAGUGAGUUCUGGGAGCACGGCAUGACAGCGACGUAUUCCUGUAAACCUGGCUACACGCUGAUCGGGCAGGCGGAGGUGACCUGCAAGGCGGACGGACAGUGGAGUUCAUCGCCACCAUCGUGCAGAGCGCCUGGAUGUGGAAAGCCCCCACAUUUGGAAAACGGGUCACCGAGGGAUGAACAUAUUUCCCAGGACUCCUUCCCUGUGGGGUCGACUGUGACUUACAGGUGUAUCCCAGGCUUCAAGCUGGAGGACGGCACCUCCCCAAAGAUCACCUGUAACUCAAAUUUGACCUGGUCUCCACUGCAGACUACCUGUGAACGAAAAUCCUGUGGAAGUCCUGGAGAAAUCCUGAAUGGACGUUACAAUGCAACGGGGAACAAAUUUGGAGACCAGGUUACCUUCUUCUGUGAUACGGGGUACAACUUGGUGGGUCGGGACACCAGGCUGUGUGAGGACGGUGGGUGGAGCGGCCAGGUGCCUACCUGUGAAGUUGUGAAAUGCUCAGAUGCUCCAGCCAUCAGUGACGGCUCUGUUUCCGGUCGUGGUGACAGUGAGUUCUGGGAGUACGGCAUGACAGCGACGUAUUCCUGUAAACCUGGCUACACGCUGAUCGGGCAGGCGGAGGUGACCUGCAAGGCGGACGGACAGUGGAGUUCAUCGCCACCAUCGUGCAGAGCUGAGAAUAGCCGCACCACUAGGCACACCACUCGCGCGCCAAACAGCAGCAGCACUGUGACACCCAAAAGUGAUAAAGGUGGUUCAGCUGGCACAAGUGUUGGACUACAACAUAUACUGUCGCUGCUCCUAACUGCAACAUUAAUAUUCUGCCUUCAGUUAUAAUUGAAGCUGCCUGAAGAGCAAGAGAAGGCAAACUCGUUGAUUCUAUGAUCGCAAAACCCCCAUUAAACGCCUAGAUCAGUUUCACAAGAAACUGUGCAAAAACUUAUUGUCUAGUUUGAUUUUUUUUUUUAACAAAGUAGUGAAACCUUUGCUGUCUGGCAGCUCAGUGAUGCAUUGCAGGGGUGAACGUUUAGCAGUACAGCUGGUUACCUUUCACUGGCCCCUGGUUACCAUGCACUGGCCGCUAGUUACCAGGCUCUGGCUGUAGGUUACUAGGCACUGCGCAUUGGUUAGUGGUCACUGGCCCCUGGUUAGUGGUCACUGGCCGGCCCUUGGUUACUGGUCAUUGGCCCCUGGUUCGUGGGCUCCGGUCGCUAGUUACUGGGCACCAGUGACAUUGAGAACAAGCUGCAGGAUGGAGUUGUGCAGAGUGGAACACCGAGCUAAUCUUUUCCAAUAUGGAAAAAUAUCAGUGCCAGCCAAUAGCUAAAUUAAUUUCAAUAAUAUAUUGGUAAAUAUGUUGCCGUGAAAGAAAAUACUUAAUUUAAUUUAAAUUAUAUUUAUUUGUUAAAAAUAUCUUUAAUCUGCCACAGCUCCAGAGAUGGGGUUCAGUCCCAACCUCUGGUUCUGUCAGUGUGGAGUUAGCACAUUCUCCCUGUGACCUCUCAGUUCCUCCCAGUGCUCAGGUUUCCUCCCAUCUCCCACAGACCGGCAGGUUGGUUGGUCAGUCGGUCACUAAGUUGACCGUGAGGUGUAAGGGGGGAGGGGGAUUUGAUGGGACAUUCAAAAGGGCACAAAGGGACUGAGUGGGAAACCAACUCAGCAUCAGUGAUCCAAAUGUCAAUAUGAAGAAUGUAGACUGUGAUUUUGUAUUGUAACUUCAAUUAUUUAAACCUGUUAGUAUUAAUCAAAUCAUUACUGUGCCAUAUUGUAUGAAAGAUGAAGUUGUAUUCUUAUAUUCUCUAUGCUUAUGAAUUAAAUUAAAUAAAGCAGA
This is a messenger RNA of Leucoraja erinaceus (little skate), 2936 nucleotides long. RefSeq names its product C4b-binding protein-like. Lineage: Eukaryota; Metazoa; Chordata; Chondrichthyes; Rajiformes; Rajidae. The record is from RefSeq and is a predicted model, not a curated record. The coding region runs from base 62 to 1942 and encodes 626 amino acids. The transcript is spliced from 17 exons.